Callithrix jacchus (white-tufted-ear marmoset) is the source of this 12764-nucleotide messenger RNA. RefSeq lists its product as uncharacterized. Gene Ontology annotation, molecular function: RNA polymerase II transcription regulatory region sequence-specific DNA binding; DNA-binding transcription factor activity, RNA polymerase II-specific. Gene Ontology annotation, cellular component: nucleus. Gene Ontology annotation, biological process: regulation of transcription by RNA polymerase II. The record is from RefSeq and is a predicted model, not a curated record. NCBI's taxonomy places the organism in Eukaryota, Metazoa, Chordata, Mammalia, Primates, Cebidae.
GUUUAUAUUUAUUUAUAUCUAAUAUCCAAAAAAAAGCUACCAAAUUAUUACAGUAAACAUUUGUCUACCAUGCUUAUUAAUAAAUCCCACAUGGAUAAUUACAGAUAAGCACAAUUUCAGUGUCUUUCAUUUCACUAAAUUGGAAUGCUGAUAUUACAGGACAAAAAAACAUGAGUGAUGUGGCCACUGAAAAACCAUAAUAGCAGUUCAGUUAGGUAUGUUGCAAGGUAAAAUAUAUUUCACUAUAUAAACAAAGUCAGAUCUCCAAUUUUUCUUAUCUUCUAAAAGUGCUUAUGAAAAUCGUCAGAUGUAUUCCAAUGUAGAUCUCCCAUUCAAUAGCUAGGAAAUAGGAGAGCAGUAGAGAUAGAAGAGAAACCUUAAACAAUUCUGCAGAGAAUAUUUUCUCCUUUUUCAUAGUACUCAUGUUUCUCAUGCUGAGAGUACUUGUGUACUUUGGGUUUUUUUGUUUGUUUGUUUGUUUGUUUUUGAGACAGAGUCUUGAUCUGUUGCCCAGACUGGAGUGCAGUGGCGUGAUCUCGGCUCACUGCAUGCAGCCUCCACCUCUCAGGCUCAAGUGAUUUUCCUGCCUCAGCCUCCCAAGUGGCUGGGAUCACAGGCACAUGCCACCAAGCCCAGCUAAUUUUUGUAUUUUUAGUAGUGAUGGGGUUUCACCAUGUUGGCCAGACUGGUCUCCAACUCCUGGCCACAAGUGAUCUGCCAACCUUUCCCUCCAAAGUGCUGGAAUUAUAGGCAUGAGCUAAUAGACACUUUGGGUUUUAAGAAAGAAAUUCCUUUAAGGAGAAUAUUUUCUAGCUGACUUGAUCAAUUUCAUAUCUAACCAGAAUGGUGUUCUUAAGAUGCCUUUAACUUUUUUAUCUCAAUAUAAUCUUGCUCAGACUGAAAGCUGUUUUUCUCUCCAGUGCUUUGUGUGGCUGUUCCAGGGGUCCUAUUAGUAUCCCUUGGGGUCUGUGAAUAAGGUGAGCUGUCACAGUGAGAAGUCUUAGACAUAUUUCUAUCUGGUCUCAUGCUGGAAAUCCAGCAGUAUUUUUUCAUGUCACCAUUAUAAAUAAAAACUGAGGCUGAAACGCUGCUAGCAUUCCCAUUAUUGUGAAGGUGCAAUUCUACCCAGAAGGUCUGCAGCCUCUCCUCCUGAUAGUCAGGCUUCACUCUUUGAUAUGAAACCAUGUGCUGCUGUGGCAAUUCGGAUUCAUGUAAAAUGUGAUCUACCAGCUGUGAGCCUUGUGCUGUGGGCUGUACCUCAGUGGCAGAUGAUAGGGCUUCAAGAGGGGACACUAGCCAUCAAGAGAGGACAAGCAGGAUUUCUAUAACCCAGUGGUCAGGGAGUAGAGAGUCAUUGCUUUUUUUUUUUGAGACGGAGUUUCGCUCCUUACCCAGGCUGGAGUGCAAUGGCGCGAUCUCGGCUCACCGCAACCUCCGCCCCCUGGGUUCAGGCAAUUCUGCCUCAGCCUCCCAAGUAGCUGGGAUUACAGGCACGCGCCACCAUGUCCAGCUAAUUUUUUGUAUUUUUAGUAGAGACGGGGUUUCACCAUGUUGACCGGGAUGGUCUCGAUCUCUUGACCUCGUGAUCCACCCACCUUGACCUCCCAAAGUGCUGGGAUUACAGGCUUGAGCCGCUGUGCCCGGCCGGAGAGUCAUUGCUUUAAAAUGUAAAUAGCCAAAAAGGAUACCACCCUGGUCAACCAUUUGUGUAGAAGAGUGAGAGCCUGAGUCCAGCAGGCACCUGGCUUCAAGUUGCAAAACUACCUCAUAGCAUGAAGAUGUGAAAAAUUUAUUUUAUUAUUGAAUAUAACAAAUUAGUAUGCAUAAAUGGCUUCUCCAAUUUCCAGGUAAAUUCAGGAUUAACUACUUAUGACAUGGCGCUGUAUAUUCUUCUACUUGUGGGAUAUUAUGGUGACCAUCUUUCUGUCUUUGCAGUCUGUUAAGCAGAUUGACUGUGAUGCAUGAUGCAUUCAAAAUUAAUUGUGUAAUAAAACACAUUUCUUAUUUAUUUAUUUUUUGUGAUGGAGUCUUGCUCUGUUGCCCAGGCUGGAGUGCAGUGGCACGAUCUCAGCUCACUGCAACCUCCGUCUCCCAGGUUCAAGCAAUUCUCCUGCCUCAGCCUCCCAAGUAGCUGGGACUAGGCCUGUGCCACCAUGCCCAGCUAAUUUUUGUAUUUUUUAGAAGAGACGGGGUUUCACCAUGUUGGCCAGGAUGGUCUUGAUCUCUUGACCUCGUGAUCUGCCCGCCUCAGCCUCCCAAGGUGCUGGGUUUACAGGCGUGAGCCACUGCUCCUGGCUUAAUUUUUUGUAUAUUAGUAGAGAUGGGUUUCACCAUGUUGACCAGGCUCGUUUGAACUCCUAACUUCAGGUGAUUCACCUGCCUUGGCCUCUUAAACUGCUGGGAUGACAGGUGUGUGCCACCAUGCCCAGCCUACAGUUCUUAUUGUUUUAUUAUUGUGGUGUUUCUCUGGGGUUGGGGAAAAUUUUUCUUCUAAUUAUAUUUUCCAGACACUGUCUAGAAUUAUCAGACGUGAUAUGAACAUAUAAGGUGCCAACCAGAAUUUACUCUAGAGGUGACUUUCCCUCUCAGGUUUCCAGUCAACUCACAAAUUUUCUGCAAGGUGCCUGCUUUCUCUUAAAUAUGCAGACAGAAUUGUAUCUCUGCCUGUUUGGUACCUGUAGCUUUCUGUAGUCACUUCUAGAGACUAGACCAGAUUUCUACAAACUUUACAGGGCAGCAAUCAACCACUUUACCUUCUUCAGUAACUCUUGUAUCUUUAGUCCUGAAACUGACUUACAGACCAUGGAGUCCAGAAACCCAAUCAGAGUAAUGUGUUUACUGAGUAGAUGUUAGAAACAGGUACUCAGUGUUGUAUAGAAUCAACACUGAGACUAUGGAUCAGUCAGCAAGGCCAAUUGUUACUUUCUGCAGAAAGGGUGACACUCAGUAACAGUCUUGCCAUGAGAUCACACCUGAACAAAGGAAAUAGGAGCAUUUAUAACCUAGUGCAACCAUCCUACUGCUAUGUCCAGUUUCCACUGGCUGGAACAGAACCUCACCCUCUAAGCUUUACACUAUUGGCUGCCAACUUAAAAUUUUCCUAAAUAGGCAAAAGUAAGAAAGAACAAAGAAAAGAGGAAGUGACUUGUGGAAUGCUGAUAAAUGCAAAAGUACUACUUAAUAAGGGCAAAGGAGAAAACUAUGAUCUAAUGCUUCCCUAGGCUUUCCCAGACAUGUCAGGGCAGAUAUCUGGGGCAGCCAAGGAAACUUUGAAGAGGAACUUCUAUUUUAUUUUCUAUAAUUACUCCCUCUUUUAAUUUAUAAUUUCUCUUCAAACUUGUUCAAUAGUUCUUGACUUCUUUGGUCAGCUUGAUCUUCUAGCAGAAGAAAUCUUUUAGAAUAGGGUGGGAGAGGGGUUAGGGAUAUCUUGGUAAGAGUCAUAUCAAUUAGUUUCUGCACUAGCCUUCGAAUGCAGGGUGUAACACAACAUCUGACAAUAAGCAGUCCAGUGAGGUAAGAAUUGAGGUUAGGGUUUCUUUUCAUUUGCCAAACCAAUUUUCUAGCCAUUUUGAAAUGGGAUUAUUUAUGCCAGAAUUUUUGUUUGUUUCUUUCUUUUUUUAUGGAGCGCUUCGCGAAUUUGCAUGUGAUUCUUGUGCAGGGGCCAUGCUAAUCUCUGUAUCAUUCCAAUUUUAGUAUAUGUGCUGUCGAAGCAAGCACCAGAAUUUUUAGCUAAUUCAUUUGAUAAGGUCGUGAGUCCUUGCAAGGCCCAUGUUAUGCUUCCAUCUGGGGCUGUGUUAUUUGGGAUGGAAGUACAGCAUUGCGUUUUAAUCAUUACACAAACACCAUCUUUUUUAGCUAGUAUCGUAUCAAGAGCUAUCCUGUUUUCCCAUGCCAUUUAGCUAGUAGACCUUAACUUUUCUGCAAUUCCUUUAAUGGCAUCUUUUGUAUAGUUAACAAGUUGUUGUUGGUUAUAGUAAAUAUAAUUGAUCCAAUCUACAUUUUUGUUUUUUGUUACCUACCAAAAUAGUCCCAACUAAUAUCAGGUAGCUAUUUUAUCUCUAGCUUUCAACUCACUGGUUACUCAUCUGGGAACUCCAGUUGCAUCUAAAUAAACAUAAGAAUCAAAGAAUCCGGCCAGGCGCGGUGGCUCAAACCUAUAAUCUCAGCACUUUGGGAGGCCGAGGCGGGUGGAUCACAAGGUCAACAGAUCGAGACCAUCCUGGUCAACAUGGUGAAACCCCGUCUCUACUAAAAAUACAAAAAAUUAGCUGGGCAUGGUGGCGCGUGCCUGUAAUCCCAGCUUCUCAGGAGACUGAGGCAGAAGAAUUGCCUGAACCCAGGAGGCAGAGGUUGCGGCAAGCCGAGGUCACGCCAUUGCACUCCAGCCUGGGUAACAAGAGUGAAACUCCGUCUCAAAAAAAAAAAAAGAAAAGAAAAGAACCAAAGAAUCCAAAAGGAGUUUCUCUUGUAUGUUGGUAGCGGGUCUUGUCAAUUUUCAGCUGAUGAAAUGCAGGGUAAAAGGGAUAGCCAUUGGACUAGAGUGCAGUUACCACUCCAGUUAUUUGGCCCCCAACAAUAGCACCAUACAUUCGCUCAAGGAUGGAAGUCUGGUGGGUUAGCUCUUGGAAGUGCCUUACUUCACUGUAUCCUGUUAAGUUUCCAAGUAACACUAAGUUAUCUUCCUGCUGUGAAACAUGAAGCAAAUUCUGUCUCAGAAGAUGGUGGCUGAAUGGCCCUUGGGGGCUGCCCUGCAGGGUGCUGAACUUCAGGAUAUAGCAGGGAAAGGGCUUGGCACAAUUGGUUGUUCCUUGCUGUGGAAUCUUGGAAGAGAGACACCCCACACACUAAGUCUGUCUGAUGAGAGGACUAUUUAAGUGGAAAGGGGACAGUCUGGGCCUCUGGCCUACCAUGUGUAACAGUUGCUUUUGCUUAGAGUGCGGAUGGAAUAUUUAAUCAAUUUUAACCAUACAUUUGCAUCGUGAGACUCUGUCUCUAUACCUAAGGUUUGCUUUAGGUCAUUGAUUUUUGCUACUGAUACUUUUGUCUAUCAUUGAUAAAGGGAUAUUUGAAAUAGAUUUGAGGAGGGUAGAGGAGGAAGAGGCAGAAGAUAUAUUUCAAAUAUGCCCAAGGGAUCCUUCCCGUUGAUAUUUACCCCAAUACCAUAGAGGUGAUGGAUGACAGGCCUAAUUUCAGUAUUAAUAGGGUAAGUAAUAAAAAUAAAGAUUGGGUUACUUUGGUAAGCUUUGCAAUCAGGGGAAAUGGCCUCUUUAGUGAAAUAAAGGUGAGGUUUAAGAUUAGUACAAACAACUCCUGUAGAUUUUUUUUUUUUUUUAUUGAGUGGUCCACAGGAUGUCACUCCAGCUUUUACAAGGUUACCAGUCAGUAGAAACAAGAAAUUGAUAUCUUGGUUGCAACUUACUGCAGUGAUGAGAGUUAUGGGCUAGUAGAUUGGUUAGAAGACUACUGCAUAAAUACUCUUCUGAGGAGGCUAACUGCCUCUGGCUAUGUAACUCUCCACAAUGCAUUACCAAGUAAGCAUCAAAUAUUACAUGUUAGGGAGAAGUUGAUCUGAUUACAUUAGUAAUAAAAUGAGGAGUAACGAGGAAAGAAAGAAAAAUAGAAAUAAAGAUACGUCAAGUUUUUCUUAACUUGAGCUUGGUAGAGAUUUGUCCUGGAAGUACAGGACUCUGAGGGCAUUGAUGCUUCCUCGACUCGAAGUUUGAAGGGUCUAUUCUUUUUCUGCUGUGCAAACAGUGGUCUUGGUAGUUAACAGCACAUAGUAGGAUCCUUCCCAAGCUGGCUUAAGUUUCUCUUUUUUCCACCCUUUACUGAAGACACAGUCUUCAGGUCAAUGCUGGUGCAUUAGAAAUUCUAGAGGUGCUGCUUGUGCUAAAAGACGUUUGGCUUUAAGGGAAGAAAAGGUAGAGGAGAGACCAAAUAUAUAAUUUCUGAGAAACUGAUCUUUGGUUUCUAAUGUAGGGACAUCAGCUGAAGAAUGUAAGGCAACCCAUAUAGCAUCUUAUAGGGAGAUGAGCCUAUGUCCUUCCGAGGAGCUCUUCUGAUUCGUAUUUUUUUGAGAUGGAGUUUUUGUUCUUGUCCAUGCUGGGGUGCAGUGGAUCUUGGUUCACCUCAACCUCUGCCUUCCAGGUUCAAGUGAUUCUCUUGCCUCAGCCUCCCUAGUAGCUAGGAUUACAGGUGCUCACCACCAUGCUGGCUUUUAUAUUUUUAGUAGAGACAGGGUUUUGCCAUGUUUGCCAGAUUGGUCUUGAUCUCCUGACCUCAUGAUCUGCCUGCCUCAGCCUACCGAAGUGCUGGGAUUACAGGCGUGAACCACUGCACCUGGCCUGUUCUGAUUCUUAAUAAAGCAAUAGAAGACAUUUUAGUCCAUGGGAGUUUCUAAAUUAAUUUGGUUAAAUGAUUUUUAAGAGUUUGAUUCGUUUCUCUCUCAAUAUUUUCUGUUAUCCCAAAUCUAGGUACAAUGUGCUCAAGGCUUUUACUGCAUUAUUAGCAGUGGCCUUUGAAAAAGGAGUAGCUUCCCUCCAAUGUGUAAGAUGAUCAGCUAUCACUAAUAGGUAUUUUAGUCAACCUACUAUGGUAUUUCAGUGCUGUCAACUUGAACACUUUGGAGUGUGUUUAUCCUAAAAGUAAUUUCUUUAGAGCCUGCUUGUUUGUUUUCUUGCAGAUGAGACAUCUAUCUUUAGCUUGACUGGCCAGAGUGUCCUUAGACUCUAAGAACUGCAUCACACAGGGCCUCAGGGCCCCAAUGUGUUCCUUGGUGUAGGGACUGCUGACAUUUAGAGAUGUGGCCAUAGAAUUCUCUCUGACAGAGUGGCAAUUCUUGGACACUGCACAGCGGAAUUUAUAUAGGAAUGUGAUGUUAGAGAACUACGAAAAUCUGGUCUUUCUGGGUAUUGCUGUCUCUAAGCCAGACCUGAUCACCUGUCUGGAGCAAGAAAAAGAGUUUUGGAAUAUGAAGAGACAUGAGAUGGUGGAUAAACCCCCAGUAAUGUGUUCUCAUAUCAUCCAAGACCUUUUGCCAGAGAAGAACAUAGAAGAUUCUUUUCAUAAAGUUACACUGACAAGAGAUGAAAAAUAUGAACAUACAAAUUUUCUCUUAAAAGAAGACUGUAAAAAUGUGGAUGAGUAUAAGGUGCACAAAGAAGGUCAUAAUGAACUUAACCAAUAUUUGCCAACUAUCCAGAGCAAAAUAUUUAAAUGUGAUAAAUGUAUGAAAGUCUUUUAUAAAUUUUCACAUUUAAAUACACAUAAGUUAAGACAUACUGAUAAGAAACCUUUCAAAUGCAAAGAAUGUGGCAAAUUAUUGUGUAUGCUUUUACAUCUAACUCAACAUAAAAGAAUUUAUACUACAGUGAAUUUUUACAAAUGUGAAGAGUGUGGCAAAGCUUUUAACUAUCGCUCAGCUCUUACUACACAUAAGAUAAUUCAUACUGGAGAGAAACCUUAUAAAUGUGAAGAAUGUGGCAAAGCUUUUAAUCGGUAUGCAAACCUUACUAGACAUAAGAGAAUUCAUUUUGGAGUGAAACUCUACGAAUUUAAAGAAUGUGGCAAUGCUUUUAAUCAAUCCGCAAACCUUACUACAUAUAAGAUAAUUUAUACUGGUGAGAAACCCUACAAAUGUGAAGAAUGUGGCAAAGCUUUUAACUAUCGCUCAACCCUUACUACACAUAAGAGAAUUCAUACUGGAGAGAAACCCUACAAAUGCGAAGAAUGUGGCAAAGCUUAUACAGAACCUGCAGCCCUUAAUAGACAUAAGAAAAUUCACACUGGAGUAAAACCAUACAAAUGUGAAGACUGUGGUAAAGCUUUUACAUACUCUGCAACCCUUACUAGACAUAAGAUAAUUCAUACUGGAGAAAAACCAUACAAAUGUGAAGAAUGUGGCAAAGCUUUUAACAAAUCCUCAAUGCUUACUACACAUAAUAGAAUUCAUACUGGAGAGAAACCCUACAAAUGUAAGGAAUGUGACAAAGCUUUUAACCAAUCCUCAAAACUUGGUAAACAUAAGAAAAUUCAUAAUGGAGAGAAAACCUACAAACAUAAAGAAUGUGGCAAAGCUUUUAAUCAGUCCUCAAAGCACAAGAUUAUUUAUACUGAUGAGAAACCCUACAAAUGUGAAGAAUGUGGCAAAGCUUUUAACUAUCGCUCAAACCUUACUACACAUAAGAGAAUUCAUACUGGAGAGAAACCUUACACAUGUGAAGAAUGUGGCAAAGCUUUUAACCGGUUUGCAAACCUUACUAGACAUAAGAAAAUUCAUACUGGAGAGAAACCCUGCAAAUAUAAAGAAUAUGACAAAGCUUUUAAUCAAUCCUCAAACCUUACUACACAUGAGAUAAUUUAUACUGGUGAGAAACCCUACAAAUGUGGAGAAUGUGGCAAAGCUUUUAACUAUCGCUCAACCCUUACUACACAUAAGAGAAUUCAUACUGGUGAGAAACCUUACAAAUGUGAAGAAUGUGGCAAAGCCUUUAACCAGUUUGCACACCUUACUAGGCAUAAGAGAAUUCAUACUGGAGAGAAACCCUACAAAUGCGAAGAAUGUGGCAAAGCUUAUACAGAACCUGCAAUCCUUACUAGACAUAAGAAAAUUCACACUGGAGAAAAACCAUACAAAUGUGAAGACUGUGGCAAAGCUUUUACAUACUCUGCAACACUUACGAGACAUAAGAUAAUUCAUACUGGAGAAAAACCAUACAAAUGUGAAGAAUGUGGCAAAGCUUUUAACAAAUUGUCAAUGCUUACUGUACAUAAGAGAAUUCAUACUGGAGAGAAACCCUACGAUGUAAAGAAUGACAAUUUUUUAACCAGUCCUAAAACUUGGUAAACAUAAGAAAAUUGAUACUGGAGAGAAACCAUACACAUCUGAGGACUGUGGCAAAGCUUUUAAGAAAUCCUCAAUGCUUACUGCACAUAAGAGAAUUCAUAGUAGAGAGGAACUGUACAAAUGUGAAGAAUGUGGUCAGCUUUUAACUAUUGCUCACACCAUACUACACAUAACAGAAUUCAUACUGGAGAGAAACCAUACAAAUGUGAAUAAUGUGGCAAAACUUUUAACUAAUUCUCAACCCUUAUUAAACACAAGAGAAUACAUACAGGAGAGAAAUUGUAUAAAUGUGUAGAAUGUGGCCAAGAUUUCAACUGAUCCUCAGCACUUACUGAACAUAAUAGAAUUCAUAUUGGGGAGCAACCUUACGAACGUGAAGAAUGUAACAACGCUUUCAAUCCAUCUGCAAACAUUAACCCUAAGAAAAUUUAUGCCAGUGAGAAACUACAAAACCAGAAUGUGUGACAAUUUUGACAACACCUCAACCUUUUCUAAAUAUAAAAGUAAUCAUACUGGUGACAGAUUAUAGAAAUGUGAAGAAUGUGACAAAACCUUCAAAAUGUCUGACUUAUUUUUAAGUAAGAUAAUUUUUACUGGAGAAAACACAAAUGUAAACAAUAUUGUGAAACUUCUAAUUAAUGUUCACAACUUACUGCACAGGAAUGCACUUCAGAAAAAUUGUACAAAUAAAAAUAAUGUGAAAUAACCAUUAAUAUUUGAUCACAUCCUACUCAACAGAGAGCUGGUAAAUAAAACAUAUAAAUGGAAUUACUGUAAUAUAUAAAAAUAUAUAUGUAUAAAUGGAAUUACUGUAAUACAUAUAUACUACAGUAAUUCCAUUUAUUAUAUAUAAGCCUUUAAAGAAGAGGCCGGGUGUGGUGGCUCAUGCCUGUAAUCCCAGCACUUUGGGAGGCUGAGGUGGGUGGAUCAAGGGGUCAGUAGUUCAAGACCAGCCUGGCCAACAUGGCCAUAGAAACACCAUCUCUACUAAAAAUACAAAAAUUAGCCAGGCAUGGUGGUACACACCUGUAAUCCCAGCUACUUGGGAGGCAGAGGCAGGAGAAUUACUUGAACCUGGGAGGUGGAUAUUGUGGUGAGCUGAGAUCACACCACUGCACUGCAGCCUGGGUGACAGCAAGACUCCAUCUCAGAAAAAAAAUAAUAAAGAGUAUUCAUUUUGAAGACAAAGAUUACAAAUAUAAAGAGUGUUCCAGUAGCUUUACUUGUAUCACAGAUUUGAUUGUACACAUUUGUACUAGAGAAAAACCCUGUAGCAGUUUCUCAAACUUUGUUCCACAUCAGGAAAUUUAUAUUGGGGGAAAAAAAUCUUGCAAAUGUUAUAAAUUUGGAGAAAAAUUGUUUCAAUAACUAUUGCUUAGAAAACACCAGAGGUUUCAUACUAAAGUAUAUUUUUGCAGAUGUACUAAAUGUGAAAGAAUGUUUAAUCCAAAAUGAAGUCUAUGUAAAUAUCAGAAAAUUCCCAGUGGAAAUACCUAAGGCAGUGACGCUAUAGACAUUACAGUAAAUCAGAGUGCUGAGUAUAGAAAACAAUCAGAACUAAAGUUGGUAAAUAAAUUAUUUGUAUGUCACUUUAAAAGAAGUAGAGUUUUUUAAAUGUUAUAAUUCCAUUCAAAGUAUACUUUUGUCCUUAAAAUUACAGAUAUUUUAAAACAUGAAUAAUGAUGCAAUUCUCUCAAAUUACUUCGUGCUCUUUUUUCAUUCCUACUGUAUUCACCUGUGAAAGCAUGUUACUAAGUGUUACUGCAUCAAAAAUGUAAGUUUUUUUUUUAAUUAGUAGGGAUAUGACCUUUUCUAUGGAAGGGAAAGGGAAUUAAAAUGUAAGACGUGAUGAAAUUCUAAGUGGAGAGACUCUUUGGUUAAGUAAUGCAUGAGUUAGGUGUUCAGAGUAAUAUUCUACAUAAUAGUGAUAACAUUUUAAAUUUUAGUUAAAAUUUAAAUUAGCAGUACAUUAUUUUAAUUAUGGUACUUUUAUGUAAUAGAAUAGAAAUUUUUAGAUUGUGUGAACUGAAUUUUUUAGUUAAAGUUUUAAAAAAAAGUUAAAACCAUUGAUCAUUCAAUAAAGUGUUAUUAUACCAUUAACUUUAACUUAGUCAACCUUACUCAACGAUGUAGGUAAAAGAUGGUAACAAUGUACUAUUUGUUAACACAAUGAACUAACAUUUCUAGUAAUCUCCUUUGCAGUGACUUUAAACUGCAGAGCAGUUAAGGAAUAUUGUUCCUAUAGGUUAAAUAUUUCUUCUUUUUCUCUUAUUUUAUUUUUCUUAAUUUUUGUGGGUCCAUAGUAUGUGUAUGCAUUUAUGCUGUAUAUAUAGCCUGUUUGAAUACAGAAAUAAAAAAGGUAAUAAUCACAUCAGGAUAAAUUAAGUAUUCAUCAUCUCCAGCAUUUAUCCCUUGUAUUAGAAAUGAAUUCUACACUUUUUGAUAUUUUAAAAUGUACAGUUAAAUUGUUAUUCAUUACAGGGUCAUCUUUUUGGUCAUAAUAAAAAUUAUGUACCAUUAUAAAAAUUUAUACACUUUGGAGUCCAGAAUAAACUUAAAAAUUGUUAAUUUUUUUGAAAACAUGGUAUCUCUGCCUGCAAACUCAUACAGACUUUUAGUUUUGAUUUACAGAGUUAAAUACACACAUACAUUAUUCUAAAAAUAAACCUUAAGUUUAAGAAAAUUAUGGAGUAAGUCAUCAUGUUUGUAUAAAUUUGUACCUUUUUCUCAGAAGAAAAAAUUAUUGGAACAAAAUGAAUUAUUUAAAUUUAAUAAUCAUUGUAUUACCAAAUAGUAUAUUGUUACCAUCUUUUACCUAUAUCCUUGAGUAAGGUUGGCUAGGUUAAAACUAACUAGAAAACUAAAAACCUCAAAAUGAUAAAAGCAAAUCUAUGCCCUCUGUUUAUAUUGAAUUUAUUACUGUAAAAUCUUAUGGCUAAUUAAUAUUCUCAUGCAAAUUUGCUGUCUUUACUUGUCUAGUACUCAUGGUAGAUCUAUAAUUUUCUUGUUUCUUAUACUUUUUUCUUUCAUAGUUUCUAAGGUUUUCAUUAUGUGAGCUGGUCAAGGAUUGUAUGAAUGGUUUUUAUAAAAUUUAGUAGUGCACACAAAAUAAUUUCUAGAUAUAAGCCCUAUAUCUAGAUAUAAAAAAAUAAUAUUUUAUUGAAUUAGAACAUUUUGUUCUUUUAAUUGGAGAACCCUAUGUAAGCCUACUUUUCUUUAAUUAUUGUUCCUUUCACUUUUUAUAAUUGGCAGAAGUAAAUUUACCAAUUUGCUCAGGGAGGUUUACCAAUAAGUACUAGAGAGGUUUCAUAAGUCAUGAGCAUGUUUAUGUAUACAAAUGUAGCAAACAAACAUGACAGUGCUUGCUGUGUAACAGAAGUUCCACAAUAAGCUGUAAAUAUCCUUGCUGGAGUUAGUUUGUGAUUUCAAGUCAGAGAUGGAAAAUAUCGGUGGUAAAGAAAAACAUUAAUUCUUCAUGUGGAGCGAACAUUUUUCCAGGUGGUAACAAUACAUUAUUUGGUAAUAUAAUGGACUAACAUCUUUAGUAAUGUCUUUUGCCAGUGGCUUUAAACUGCAAAAUGUUAAAGAGUAUUGUUCUUGUAGGUAAAAUUUUCAUUAUUUUUUUGUCAUUAAAAUAUUCUUACAUUUCGUGGGUCAUUUAUAUGUGUAUGGAUUCAUGUUAUAUAUGGCAUAUUCUGAUACAGGCAUACAAUAUAUAACAGGAGGGUAAACGUGGUAACCAUCACCUCUAGAAUUUAUUCUUUGUAUUACAAUUUCAUUCUACAAUUUUAGUUAUUUUAAAAUGUGCAAUUAAAUUGUUAUUGGCUGCAGGGUCAUUUUAUGGUCAUAAUAAAUACUACAUACAAGUAUAAAUAAAAUUUACAUAUUUCCGAUCCCUGAAUAAAUACUUUAAAAUUUU